UUUAAGGGAUGUUCCUCGGCCGGCACAGUCUGCAGCUGAAGGUUCCGAUCUGAAUGAGACGACGUUGACCAGCUCAGAGAGGUAGAGAGAGAGGAGGCGCCGGUGCCGGGGGAAGCUCCCGUUCCCACCCGGACUAUGGUGAAAGCUCUUUGCGAUUUCCUGAUGUGUAUAACCCGAGUAAUUGGGAAGAUCAAGAACCUCCUGUUCUGGGCUCUUGCGUACAGUUUCUGCGGGCUCUGUACCUGUCUGAUUUUGUUAAAACUUCUGUGGCACAUCAUCAGGAACCCGGCAGAAUCCUUUCAACGGACUGAACGCGAAACCCUCCCCGCUUGCCUGAACGACACGUCCUUGGGAACUCACUGUUACGUACGAAUCAAGGAGUCUGGAUUAAGAUUCCACUAUGUUGCUGCAGGAGAAAGGGGAAAACCACUAAUGCUACUGCUGCAUGGAUUCCCGGAGUUCUGGUUCUCCUGGCGCUAUCAGCUUCAAGAGUUUAAGUGCGAAUUCCGAGUCAUCGCAGUUGAUUUACGGGGAUACGGGGAAUCUGACGCACCCAUCGGUCGUGAAAAUUACCAACUGGAUUGUUUGAUCACCGACAUUAAGGAGAUUGUGGAUUCCCUGGGCUACAAGAAGUGUGUCCUGGUUGGCCAUGGCUGGGGUGGACUGCUUGCCUGGUGUUUUGCCAUCUAUUACCCAGAGAUGCUGAACAAGGUUGUUAUUCUGAACUGCCCACACCCUGCAGUUCUUUGUGAUUAUCUGGUGCGACAUCCCUCCCAACUGAUGAAAUCGAGUUAUUUUUUCUUCUGCCAAGUACCGUGGCUUCCUGAAUUUGCUCUUACUAUAAGUGACUUCAAGGUGCUGAAGUACUUAUUCACAAGUCAGAGCACUGGCAUUAGGACAAAAGAGUACAGGAUGACUGCGGAUGAGAUCGAAGCCUAUCUGUACAUAUUUUCCCAGCCUGAAGCUUUCUCUGGACCCCUCAGCCACUUCAGGAAUAUAUUCAGGAACCUGCCCUUGAACCAGAAUGAGGUGGUGUCACCCACCCUGUUGUUGUGGGGAGAAAACGAAGAAUUCCUGGAAUUCCGAAUGGCUGAGCUCUCAAAGUCCUAUGUAAGGAAUUAUUUCAGACUGACCGUUGUGCCCGACACCAGUCACUGGCUUCAGCAGGACCAGCCAGAGCUGGUCAACCAUCUGAUCUGGGCAUUCCUGAAGGAAGUUGUCCAGUAAGACCGGCUGUCACUGAAGUAAGGCGCAAAGAUCACGUGACAGCUCCAGUUAAAUGUUUUUCUGUGCCGUUUACCUGUAGCUAGUUUACCGUUUACAUGUGCUGUCUAAACUCUGGUGCUGAAUGAAAGUCUGCUUGUGAGGUUUGUACUUUUAUCGAUGCACUAUUUACAUGUAAUGCUGAGCUGUAACCAUUUAAAGUUGGGGUGUUCCUAAAAUGUCUCUACAAUAUACUUAUUAAGAUUCCUAAUGACCUCAUUUCUGUGUACGUAUAUGGUUUGGCCGAGAGGUUCAGACAGAGUCAAGUUAUCUGCUUAAGGGGGUCAUCGAAAAGACCUAUGAAUCUUGAACUGUUUUCAGAGUGUUGCUGACAAGUAGGGCAGAACUGGAAAAACUGGAGAUACAGGAGAUAGAGACCUUGAAUUGAAAGAGAUCCAACACCUUUUAAGACAGCAUCAUAGCAUUCAUACUCCUGAAUCUUUGCACGUGCAAACACCAGCCUUAAAACUUGUAAAUAAGGAAUAGUGACAUCACCAUGUAAAUGAGUGGAACGUACUCUUUACUUUGUGGUGCCUUUCACCAGAUUCUUCCUCAGAAAAUAAAUGAUGAGUGCCAUUUCUGGAAAUAUAAAUGGGGAUGUUUAUAUUUUAUAUUUUUAAGUUGUAUAGAUUGAUGUUUUUAUUGACAAGGGUUAGGUAUUGAGCAUAUUGCUGUAGUCACAAUUGGGUUUCCAUAUAAAAUGUAUAUAUUCAUCCACAGGAAAAUAUGGACAGAUUGCCCAGCUGUUAUAUUCUAGGUACAAAGGUUACGGAUUAUUUUCUAAUUAGGAACCAGUCUCUGCAGAGCUCUGUAAACUAUCUAGUUGGACAUUGAGGAAGGACUGACCUCAUGAAGUUGCCAGGACUCCAGAGUGGACCAUUUAUAGGAGGCAUGGCGCCUCCCAGACCUCGAUACAAGGACAAGGAGUGUAGUUGUAGGGUAAUACCACCACCUGCAGGUUCCCCUGCAAAUCACAAGUCACACUGACUUGGAAAUCUGAUGCCAUUCCUUUGUCGUUGCUCGGUCUAAAUUAAAGUACAAAGUACAUUUAUUAUCAAAGUAUGUUUACUAUAUACAUCCUUGAGAUUUGUCUCCUUACAGGCAGCCACAAAACAAAGAAACCCAAUAAAGCCCAUUAAAACAAAAGAAAACCGCUAAACACCCAACGUGCAGACAAACUGCCACUCCCUAUCCAAAGGCAUUGCAGGGGUCCCUUCACCCAAAGGGACUAGGCUAGUUCAAUAAAAUAGCUCACCACCAGCUUCUGAUUCAGGGCCCGCAAUAAAUGCUGCCCUUACUCAUAUCUUGUCAGUGUAUUUAGAAAAAACCUAGCUGAUAUGCCGCCCUUUCCUGGAUAUCAAAAUAUGCAACCUCCCUCUGCAUGAAUCCUGACAGUUCUUGGCAGAGUUGUCAGCGGGGACACACUGACAAUGAGUGGAGGUGGUGAGGAAUAGUGGGGACUACAUUGGGAUUUCCUCUGAUCAACCUGAAUUUUUCGGCUUUCCCUGUGAACCAGGUUUAGAGCAGAAUCUAAAUCAUUGAUGGGAAGUCUGUAACACAUUGACAAUUAUCCCUGGAUGCACAGUGGUCGGUGGUCUGAAGAAACAAGUAGUUUUAUACUUGGCAAACUUUUCUAAGGGCUGUAGGUUUUUUUUUGAGAUGGUUCUAAAAUCAGAAAAGGUGGAUGAAAUUAAAAUGUAAGAAUAAAUUCACUGACUAUUCAUAGUCAUAGUUAUAGUCAUACUUUAUUGAUCCCGGGGGAAAUUGGUUUUCGUUACAGUUGCACCAUAAAUAAUUAAAUAGUAAUAAAACCAUAAAUAGUUAAAUAGUAAUAUGUAAAUUAUGCCAGUAAAUUAUGAAAUAAAUCCAGAACCAGCCUAUUGGCUCAGGGUGUCUGACCCUCCAAGGGAGGAGUUGUAAAGUUUGAUGGCCACAGGCAGGAAUGACUUCCUAUGAAGCUCUGUGUUGCAUCUCGGUGGACUGAGUCUCUGGCUGAAUGUACUCCUGUGCCCAACCAGUACAUUAUAUAGUGGAUGGGAGACAUUGUCCAAGAUGGCAUGCAACUUGGACAGCUUCCUCUUUUCAGACACCACCGUCAGAGAGUCCAGUUCCAUCCCCACAACAUCACUGGCCUUACGAAUGAGUUUGUUGAUUCUGUUGGUGUCUGCUACCCUCAGCCUGCUGCCCCAGCACACAACAGCAAACAUGAUAGCACUGGCCACCACAGACUCGUAGAACAUCCUCAGCAUCGUCCGGCAGAUGUUAAAGGACCUCAGUUUCCUCAUCAAGCCUCUAGCAAGCUCUCAUUGGUAGAAACACAAGCCCAAGGUUAGUCUUCACAUAUUCCUUUGGUGCAGGACACAGCACCAAUGAAUCUUCUUGGUAUUUUCUUUGUAUUUAGAAUGUACUAACAUUUUGGAUACAAAUUCUUAGGCAAUAUAGUCUAUUAAAAUCUGACAAUCCGUGCUGUCUUGUUUCUAAAGGUGAGCUUGAUUGCAUAGUUUGUUUUAUUUGUUGUGCUGGCUGCACCUUUCAUGGAUGAUCGCAGACUCGAAAUUUUCUUCCUCUUACCCCCUGAGAGCACUCACUUGCAUCUUCCCUGUACUAGUCAAGUAGAGCGCUGAAGUUCGGUGUUCAUUUCAUGCAAAUCAUGCUGACUGAUGACUUACUGGGAUGUAUUUGUAUUAAUAUUUUUAUUGCGAAAGAGAGUAAUUGUCAUCUGACGUUCUGGACUACAGAUCUCAGCAAUCUACUCAGUGGCUCUUGGAGUGGUGCUCAAAAUAUCAAAGUGCUGGCAUGCUAAACACACUUAAUUGGAGAGUGUACUAAUGGACAGGGAAAAAGAAGUCAAAAUAUGAUUGGUUAAUUUCUAUUUCCUUUUUUGUUCCACACUUUUAUUUUUAUGGUUUAGAAAUGAGAGGGUAGAGAAAGAAGAAUUGGGUUUCAAAGGCAAAGUUCAAGGUAAACUCAUGAUCAAAGUGCGUAGAUGUCACCAAAUACUACCCUGAGAUUCACUUUCCUGCAGACUGUCACAGUAAAUACAAAGAAACACAAUAGAAUCAAUGAAAAACCACACUCAACAUGGCGAGCAAACAACCAGAAUGCAAAGGACAACGAACUGUGCAAAUACAAAAAUUUUUUUUAAAGGAAACAAAAUAAUAAUAAAUAAGCAAUAAAUAUCAAGAACGUGAGAUGAAGAAUCCUUGAAAUUAAGUCCAUAAGCUGUGGGAACAGUUCAAUGGUGGUGUGUGAAGUUAUCCUCACUGGUUCAGGAGUCUCCAUCCCCACAGAAAUAGCCAUGUUUCUCACCUUGUAGUGAGACCCUAUAGCCAGUAAGGAGAUUAGAAUCUCUGAGCGAUCGCUGAGCGCGCUACCAUAGAACUAUGGUACUCCAAAUUAUAUCGCAGUGCAGCACAAGCAUAAAUUAUGGAAAUUUAUGUUGAGGAAGAUGAACAAAUAAAAGCACUGUGCUGUUCAAGCUCUUCUUAAGAGAAUGAUUUUGGCAUUGAGGUAAAGACGGCAUUCCCAAAAGUGAAGUGAAAGAACAUUUUAUUAAAGUAGGAGAUCGUAUGCAAACAGGUGACUGUUGGUCAGUACUGACACGGUGAUUCGAAAGGGCCCAAGUCCAUGCUGUAUCCAUGACUUAUGAACAAGAGGUCAACAUGCACACACAAUGCUGGAGGAAUUCAGUUGGUCUGGCAGCAUCUAUGGAGGAAAAUGAACAGUCACCUUUCGGGCCAUGGCCUUUCAUCAGCACUCAGAGCGUAGCUUCAUUGACAAGUGGCCUAAACUUAUUAGCCUCUCUAUGUAUUUGUCUGGUGGCUCCUUUCCCCCGAUAUUGAAAGGCCUGGGGGAUGUGGAAUGGUUAGUGGGGGAGUCCAGCACCAGAGGGCACAGCCUCAGAUGUCCCUUCAGAACAGAAAUGAGAAGGAAUUUCUUUCACUCGAGGUUGGUAAAUCCGUGGAAUUCAUUGCCACAGAUGGUUGUGGAGGCUAAGUCGUUGGUUAUAUUUAAAGCAGAGGUUGAUAGAUGUUUGAUUAGUCAGGACGUCAAAGAUCUUGGGGAGAAGACAGGAGAAUGGGGUUGCGAGGGAAAGUAUGAAUGGCCUAAUUCUGCUCCUGUGUCUUAUGGUCUUAAUUUAUACACUGAUGUCAAGCAAAUUGUCAAAAUCCUAUAUCAUAAAGUAUUGGUGUUCUAAAAAAUUGGCAUAUUUCAAUGGUCCAUUCUUUACUAAUGGAAUUUUUGGGCUAGGUACUGUGCUGUUUCCUCAGACUUUAAGCCAUUUGGGAUUUUUUGCUUCCAUGAGGAAAUUAAAUGAUGUGAAAGCAGGUGUACUUGAACAAGUCAGGAAUGCUAUAAGACCCUAAUGCGCUCAGCCUAGUGGCACAGGGUAGAUGGGAACCAAUAUAUUUUUGUAUCAAUGCUGUUGUUCAUUUAGAAUGCACUGUGUUGCUGUUCUGGCUUUACCACGGUCCCUUAGUUAGAGAUAGAGCGUACUUCAUGUAUAAUAACUUCCAAUUUACCUUACAUUUUAUGGAAUAUAUAAAAUAUCGUACUACUACCAAAGAAAGUAAUUUAUUUUUCAAAAGGCCCAUAAUUCCCAUUAUUGGUCAGUAAGUCAAACAGAUAUGAGAUAAAGUGACAUUUAGUGACAUAAACUAUACUUCUUCAGAAACACAUUAGGAUCAUAUUUUGUAAACAAAGCCUUCUAAGAAAAUGUGAAUUUAUUUGUUCAAAUUAUCGAGUAUAAUUUUAUCACAGUGCUCUUGAUGUAAUUUGUAUUUAUUUUAAUUGUAAUGUAAAAUAUUGUAAUUUUAAUAAAGUAAUUAAUGUUAUGGAAUCUUAAAGUGGAAUUUUUGUCAUUUA
Mobula hypostoma (lesser devil ray) is the source of this 6129-nucleotide messenger RNA. It is a transcript of the gene ephx4, whose product is annotated as epoxide hydrolase 4. The transcript has 7 exons. The record is from RefSeq and is a predicted model, not a curated record. Gene Ontology annotation, molecular function: hydrolase activity. The coding region runs from base 136 to 1227 and encodes 363 amino acids. NCBI's taxonomy places the organism in Eukaryota, Metazoa, Chordata, Chondrichthyes, Myliobatiformes, Myliobatidae.